Molecule: messenger RNA, 1314 nt
Organism: Cyclocybe aegerita
Lineage: Eukaryota; Fungi; Basidiomycota; Agaricomycetes; Agaricales; Hemipholiotaceae
Source: the annotation of a GenBank genome assembly
AUGCUCGUGGCAAGAGCCGUCAAACGCGUAGAACGAGCCCCUAACAGGUGUGACAACGCGUUUCUGUUCCUCCUCUCAUCUUUCCUUGCAAUCUCCCUUGAUAUAGUCACCUCCUUAGUCGGGAUGCAGAAUCUGACAGGAGGAACAGAGGCUCAAAGCGCAACGUCGGCGAGUCACGAUCAAAAUAUCUAUAUUCGAGUUCGUCGAAGCCUCCUUCAGCCGAUCUCGUCGACUACCAUAAACCCGCCCCCUUCGGAGACGCCUACAGCGGGUCGAUCUUCUGCUUAUCUAUAUCUAAUCGAGGGUACAAUACAAGAUAUCGGUCUAUACGCUGGCACUACGGUGGAUUGGGUCAUCAAGGUCGCUCAUCUCAUCUGCGCCCCUUUUGGAGCAGGCCAAGUGUACACCCAUACGACGGGCACGCCGCAGAAUUGGUAUAACAGGGACAGAGGAACCGACUGGCGUCGGGUCUCCCUCGGUGAUCCACUACUCCCUGGGAUCUACGAAUUCGAGACGAGCUCCCCCAUCGUCCUGUCUCGACUUAGUGAUCGUCAGUCUCGUUCAAAAACGUCCCGGGGAUCCGAAUCAAGUGCGACCGCUUUCCGACGAGAUAUACAGCUACGUGAUGGUGUAUGUGUAGUGACAGGCGCUUUGUCGUCCUUCGUUGCGUCUCACCUCAUCCCGAAACGUAUGGGAACAGAUGGUGCGAAAACUGUCGUGACGGAGUUUGUCGGAGCACAGGCUGCCCUCGGCGUUCACAGAUUCCAUCCAAUGAUCGGGAUCCUUCUCUUGAAAACUUUGGAUGACCGGGUGGAUCAGUACACGCUGGGUUUCUACCACAAUACGGACGAUACAUACACUCUCCACAAUUUUGAAACGGACCAAGAUGUAACGAUCGUCGGCUUUGAAUCCUCCAUCUUUUCAGGUCCAAGUGUUUUCCCCCGUCUCCACUUACACCAGAUGAUGCUUUCAGUUCAUGGCGGAAAUGAGCCUUUGCCCCCGAAGGGUGUAUUCGAUUGGCACUAUCUGCAGUGCGUCGCCAAACGAUUUGCCACCUCGGAUUACAAGACGGUCCCCGGCAUUUACUUCCAUGUUUAUCCUUUCAAAACGGCUGAUGACGAGUCGGACGACGAAUUUGAGUUCGAGGAUAAUGGCGAAGCUGAACCUCCGUACCCCACGUAUCGCUUCGACCGAUUCUUGGCAGAACAAGGGAGAAUACAGAGGAUGCACGAGCGUGCCCAAGAGGUGGCCCGUUGGUCUGCUGGGGUCGCAGAAGAGAUUGUCGGGACAGGCGAUGUCGGCGAGUCGCCAUGA